ACCAAAGGAAUAAUAGUAAAUAAAUAGAAGAAGAAAAAGUGAAGAAAUUGUAGAAGAUAAAGAAAUGGAAGGAGGUUCUAAAGGAACACUCAAAGCUGUGGCUCUCAUCGCUGGAGACAACAACGUUAGAGGCUCUGUUCACUUCACACAAAUCCCAAACGGGAUAACCCAUGUCCAAGGAAAGAUAACAGGCCUGUCUCCUGGCCUUCACGGCUUCCAUAUCCAUGCCCUUGGUGAUACCACCAAUGGCUGCAAUUCCACUGGGCCUCAUUUUAAUCCAUUGAAGAAGAAUCAUGGAGCUCCGAGUGAUGGAGAGCGCCAUGCUGGUGAUUUGGGUAACAUUAUCGCCGGCCCUGAUGGGGUUGCUGAGGUUUCGAUUAAAGACUGGCAGAUUCCACUUGGUGGGCAGCAUUCCAUUUUAGGGAGGGCAGUUGUUGUGCAUGCUGAUCCUGAUGAUCUUGGCAAAGGUGGACAUGAACUUAGCAAGACGACAGGGAAUGCCGGUGCAAGAAUCGGAUGUGGUAUCAUUGGCCUUCAAUCAUCUGUUUAGAAGUAGUGUUGCAGUUAAAAUGUUAUCUGGCAGAAACUGUGAACUGUAAUCUUCUGGUUCAGUUUAUGUAUCUCUCAGUCUACUUGCAAACAAAAUUGGGAUGGAGAUCUAAAGCCCAUCUGUAAUUUAUAUGAUCAAUAUGAAAGGUACUUCAGUUAAUGGAACUUUGCUUACUUUCUGCACCA
Molecule: messenger RNA, 735 nt
Organism: Hibiscus syriacus
Lineage: Eukaryota; Viridiplantae; Streptophyta; Magnoliopsida; Malvales; Malvaceae
Product: superoxide dismutase [Cu-Zn] 2-like
Exons: 7
Coding region: 65-550 (161 amino acids)
Biological process (GO): removal of superoxide radicals
Molecular function (GO): superoxide dismutase activity; copper ion binding
Source: RefSeq, a predicted model, not a curated record